This is a messenger RNA of Limulus polyphemus (Atlantic horseshoe crab), 1905 nucleotides long. RefSeq names its product neurogenic locus Notch protein-like. Lineage: Eukaryota; Metazoa; Arthropoda; Merostomata; Xiphosura; Limulidae. The record is from RefSeq and is a predicted model, not a curated record. Gene Ontology annotation, biological process: Notch signaling pathway. The transcript is spliced from 8 exons. The annotation marks the transcript as partial. Gene Ontology annotation, molecular function: calcium ion binding; Notch binding.
GGCCUUACUGUAAUAACGACGUGGACGAAUGUGCGUUAAUACCAAGUGUUUGUAAGAAUGGGGCCACAUGUACAAACACGAUAGGUGGAUAUUCAUGUAUUUGUGUGAACGGAUGGACAGGAACUGACUGUAGUGAAAACAUUGACGACUGCGCUGGCGCAGCCUGUUUCAAUGGCGCCACCUGCCAUGAUCGUGUGGGAUCAUUUUUCUGCCAGUGUGUUCCAGGAAAAACAGGCCUACUGUGCCACCUGGAUGACGCAUGUGCAAGUAACCCGUGCCACACUGGUGCCAUUUGCAACACCGAUCCCACAGACGGAAGUUACCGUUGUUCGUGCCCUAGCGGCUUUCAAGGGAACGACUGUACCGAGGAUGUGAACGAAUGUAAAGAAGGUAAGCCCUGCAGUAACGGGGGAAUAUGUAGUGAUAGGAUCAACAGUUUCAGAUGUCUCUGUCCAAUCGGAUUUUCUGGAAGGAAGUGCGAAUUGAAUGACGACGACUGCCUUAGUCAACCUUGCCGAAAUGGCGCUACCUGUGUUGACGGUAUAGGAAGUUUCGCUUGUAACUGCCCACCAGGUUUUACAGGACCAACUUGUGACACUAAUAUCAAUGACUGUCACUCCUCGCCGUGCCAUCAUGGAGAGUGUGUGGAUGGGAUCAACACUUAUAACUGUAACUGUAACCCUGGCUAUACAGGCUUUCUUUGUCAGACUCAGAUCAACGAGUGUGUCAGUAACCCCUGUCAACAUGACGGUCUUUGCGAGGAUCUUAUCAAUGGUUACCAGUGUCGCUGUCGACCUGGGACGUUUGGACCGGACUGUGAGCAUGAUGUGAAUGAAUGCUUUUCCAAUCCUUGUCGAAAUGGAGCUACCUGUGAAGAUAGAAUUAACUCAUACACUUGUAGAUGUGCUCUCGGUUUUACUGGUGUCCACUGUGAGACCAACAUAGACGAAUGUGCAAGCAGCCCCUGUGCGAAUGGAGGAAAAUGUGUAGAUCUUCCUAACGGAUUUAAGUGUGACUGUCCAAGAGGAUAUUUUGAUGCUCGCUGUCUCUCAGAUGUCAAUGAAUGUGCAAGCAACCCGUGUUUAAAUCAUGGCACGUGUGAAGAUGGAGUCAACAAAUAUUUCUGCCACUGUCCUCCAGGAUAUGGAGGUCAUCGGUGUGAGCUGGACAUAGAUGAAUGCCAGUCCAACCCAUGUCAAUUUGGUGGUAGCUGCCAUGAUGUCCUUGAUGGCUAUUCCUGUAUCUGUCUGCCAGGAUAUAGAGGUCAAAACUGUCAAAUCAAUAUCAAUGACUGUGCUAGCAGUCCCUGUCUCAAUGGAGGGUUUUGUAUUGACUUGGUCAAUGCCUACAAGUGUGUGUGUAAGGCCCCGUACACUGGUCACAAAUGUGAAUCAGAGCUAGACCCAUGCAGUCCAAACAUGUGCAGAAACAAAGCAGUGUGUAGCCCAUCCUCAAACUACUUGGAGUUUUCAUGCACCUGUGAACUUGGUUAUACAGGUAGACUUUGUGACGAAGACAUCAAUGAAUGUAUCAUUUCUUCUCCGUGUCGUAAUGGUGCUACAUGCGUCAACACCAAUGGGUCAUACACGUGUUCAUGUGCUAAAGGUUACGAAGGAAGAGACUGUCUAAUUAACACGGAUGAUUGCGCAUCUUCUCCCUGCCGGAAUGGAGGAACCUGUCUUGAUGGAGUUGGAGAGUAUACAUGCAUCUGCAUCGAUGGAUUUGGGGGGAAGCACUGCGAAACUGACAUCGAUGAAUGUGCCAGCUCUCCCUGCGAGAAUGGAGCCACCUGUAAUGAUUACAUGAACAGCUACACUUGCACUUGUGCUUCCGGGUUCAGUGGGACAAACUGUCAGACUAAUGAUCAGGAUUGUACAAGAAGGUGAGAAUUAACUGGCUGGAGAA